Penicillium argentinense is the source of this 1035-nucleotide messenger RNA. RefSeq lists its product as uncharacterized. Bases 1 to 1035 code for a protein of 344 amino acids. Lineage: Eukaryota; Fungi; Ascomycota; Eurotiomycetes; Eurotiales; Aspergillaceae. Gene Ontology annotation, cellular component: mitochondrion. The record is from RefSeq and is a predicted model, not a curated record. The transcript is spliced from 2 exons.
AUGUCCCAAAACCUCGAGAACAAGCACAUGCCGCUGGGAAUCCAGCGCAGCCACAGCCGGCUCGGCGAGCUGCUGGCGGCAGAUACCCUCGUUGCUGCAGGUUCAGCAACGCUUAUAACGCCCGCGGUGAUGAUCUUUGACAGACUCGUCGUCGAAAAGUCCUUCUACAACCAGCCUCUCUUUCCUGCAUUCCGCAGACAUCUCUGGUUUUCGCUCACUCAGCCGGCUACAUUCUUGACAUCUCGACCCAGCCUCCUCGUCUGGUCUCUCUAUACCGCCACCUUCGCGACAGCGAACAUGUCCGAAACCCUCUUGAACAAAGUCUAUCCCCACAUCGACCAUGCCAUCGCCGGCAUGACCACCUUCGCAACUACUUUCGUGGUCAACUCCUCCGUUGGAAUCUGGAAAGAUGUCAAAUUCGCCCAACUAUUCGGCCACAACAAUGCCGCCCCUCCCUCAGCGUCUCCCACAGCAUCUCCCACAGCAUCUCCCACAGCAUCAGCAGCAGCAGCGACAGCAUCGACAGCAUCGACAGCAUCGACAGCAUCUACCACACCAGCAACACCAAAUGCAUCCACAGCAUCCGCAUCCUCAGACACCAAACCACCUCCACCCCCCAAGACCGUCCGAUCAAUUGGCCGCACGCGCAUUCCUCUUGCAACAUACUCCGCCUUCCUCCUGCGCGACGGUCUCACCAUCUUCGGCUCCUUCAGUCUCCCGGCCAUGGUCUCCGCAACCAUCCCCGACGCCGUCGCUUCACAAGAAUACCUGAAGAUCCUCAUCGCCCAACUCGCCAUCCCCGCAUCCGUCCAGCUUAUCAGUACCCCCAUCCACCUCUUCGGGUUGGACGUCUACAACCGCCCACAAGUCCUCCCGACCAAAGAUCGCAUGUCGCGCAUUAGUCGUGACUGGAUCGGCGCCUCGCUCCUGCGCAUGUGUCGCAUUAUCCCGGCAUUUGGUAUUGGCGGGUUCGUCAAUACGGAGGGACGUCUUUAUCUUCAUGAACAGCUGGACGAGCGCCGGACUCCUUCAUGA